Molecule: messenger RNA, 2082 nt
Organism: Trametes versicolor FP-101664 SS1
Lineage: Eukaryota; Fungi; Basidiomycota; Agaricomycetes; Polyporales; Polyporaceae
Exons: 3
Coding region: 1-2082 (693 amino acids)
Source: RefSeq, a predicted model, not a curated record
AUGUCUCAAACUGCUCUCCAGCGCUUGCCCCUGAGCGUCAGGGAGGACAUAUGCCGCCAGCUUAUCGAACCCGGCAAAAACAUCCACUAUAUAGAUCUACGAAUCGGUUGCGGCACACUCGCUGCCCUUGCAAGGACGUGUAAGCUGUUUCAUGACCCCUCUCUCAAUGUCCUAUGGCAUUCCAUCCCCGAUAUAUACGUUCUCUUUUACUCCCUCCCGAGCACUUGCUACCAGAUACAAGUGAUCAACGACGACCGUCCACAAGUUCAUUUCCGGGAACCGGUGCGGCAGUUGGAUCUUACCCGCUUCCUCGCCAAUGCUCAGCGCGUUCAAGCCAUCAAGAAUUCUUUGUGCCACCUCCCCGAGAAAACGGUACGGUGCAAAGCCUCACCAUCCGUGUACGAGGCUUUGGCGAGCAUCUUGCAGUCCCGACCGCUACUCCCCAAUAUACGGGUCGUCGAGCAUCACACGUUCGAUUCGAUCUACUCCCACAGGCUCCUUCGGUCCAUCCACGUCCUAUUUGGCCCGCGGCUACUUACCUUGGAUCUCGCAGCCCGCGCGCGUGGACGCUGCUCUCCUAACCCUGAUCGGCCAGGGUUCCUGGACAAAGUCGACUGGGAGGACGACAUCGCGUGCAUGCUUUCCAAGGUCGAACGCCUUGCACCUGGGCUCCGAAAUCUAGACCUGUUCAUAGACCCGUCGAGCUGUGUCAUUGCGGCGGCAGUGUCGUCCGUGAUAUGUGGGUUGAACCACCUCACCAGUGUCCGGCUACGCUCGGAUCGCUUCCCGCUCACCCCAGCUGCAUUUGCCCACCUCGCUUCUCUACCCAGUCUUACGACUCUCGAGUUCAGUACCGACCACACGUUCCUGCCAGACAGCGACUUCAACCCCCUCCUACAUACGACCCCACUCCCGUUUCCCGCGCUGCGGGACCUGAAGUUCACUACGCCGACUCUGGAGCUGCUCGUCCGGUUCCUGGCGUUCAUCACCUCCCCCUACAUCGUCUCGCUCUGGGUCAUGGUGACCGUCGAUGUCUCCCGGUGUGAAAUCCCGUCCCUUCUCUCUGCUAUCGCCGCGCACCCCUCUUGCAACAGCCUACAAAUCCUCUACAUUGACGUCAACAAUGUGACGCUCGCACCGCUCUGGGGCUUGCCCUUGAUCCGUGAGCUUAGGCUCGACGUUCACUGCCCAUUCGAUCUGGACGACGCGCUGCUACGGAAGAUCGGCUUGAAGUGGGUCAAGCUUAAGCAUCUGAUGUUGGGGACUGAACACCCCUGGGGCAUGCGUGAGGGGGACGCUCCUGUCGAGGACUCUCCGGGCAAUCGCAAUAUUUCUGCGACGCCCACUAUUAUAAUAGGACAAGAUGCUGCGAUGGAGGUAGAAGACGAGGACGCGGACGCGGACGAAGAAGAAGGCAACAAAGAAGAGGGCGAUGAUGACGAGGACGAAGAAGAGAGCGACGAAGAAGACGAGGACAAGGACGAGGACGAGGAUGACGAAGACGACGACGAAGAGGCCGACGGAGAGGAUGAAGAGGAGGAUCAUGCGAUGCCGCCUGGAUGGCGAAGACCACGCGUAACACUCACCGGACUGGCUCGAUUCAUCGCCAUCUGCCCUUUCCUCGACUUCCUAGGAGUCGAAUUCGACGCGGACGCAUCCUCCAUUCCGCCGAACGAGUGGACCACGCCACCCAUGUCCGAUGUGCUACCGCCAAAGGGCUACGUAUACAGCCCAUUUUACAUAUGCGCGGGGCUCUCUCCAAUCGACGACCCCUACGCCGUGGCUGCCUUCCUGUCAAACACGCUAUGCAAGUUCUCCAACGUCCCGGUAUUUUUCGAGCCUCUGAAGUCAGUCGAACCGGACGAAAAUGACGAAGACGACUCGGAGGAGGAGGAGUGGUGGUCCCGGGCGCGCAAGUACCGCACCCGCUGGAAGAAGUUUACAAAACUAUUUCCGAAGUUUGUGGCCAUCCGCAAACAGGAGCGCCGGUGGAGGCUGCGGACUAGGCGAGCGGCUCAUGACAAUGCACUGCAGCACAUCUCAGAUCUGCAGCUCGGGCUGGUCGCGGAGCCGGACGAGUGA